This is a messenger RNA of Penicillium griseofulvum, 366 nucleotides long. RefSeq lists its product as uncharacterized. NCBI's taxonomy places the organism in Eukaryota, Fungi, Ascomycota, Eurotiomycetes, Eurotiales, Aspergillaceae. The transcript is spliced from 2 exons. Bases 1 to 366 code for a protein of 121 amino acids. The record is from RefSeq and is a predicted model, not a curated record.
AUGCGUUUCUCACUUCUUUUCUCUUUGGCCCUGGCCCCCUUGGCUCUAACUGCCCCUGAGCCUAACCCUGUCGCUGCUCCAGCCCCGGUCGCUAGUGCUGGUCUAUUGGAAGAUCUACCCGAACUCCUGAAUGGUGUUCAAGGUCUCUUGAGCACUGAAAACAUCGACAAGCUGGAUACGAUCCUCGAUGGUGCAGCCAAGUUGCUCGCCCCCGAUAAUAUUGAUAUCCUACAGGAUAUCUUGAAGAACGCUCAUAGCUUGUUGACCAAGAGCUUUGUCGAUAACACAACUACCCUCAUUGGGGAUGCCACACCGCUGGUUGAGGAUAUUUCCAAGCUUCUGGGUGGUGUUUUAGGAUCAUUGUGA